Sparassis crispa is the source of this 324-nucleotide messenger RNA. RefSeq lists its product as hypothetical. The transcript has a single exon. The record is from RefSeq and is a predicted model, not a curated record. Bases 1 to 324 code for a protein of 107 amino acids. NCBI's taxonomy places the organism in Eukaryota, Fungi, Basidiomycota, Agaricomycetes, Polyporales, Sparassidaceae.
AUGGCGGUGGGCCCAUCGCUCAGAACACUACCUAUGGCGGUCAGCCGAUGGCUGUAUAAUAGCCCCAGUGGUGAUGGGCCCAUCACUCAGAACACUACCUAUGGCGGUGGGCCUAUCGCUCAGAACACUACCUAUGCGGUCGGCCGAUGGCUGUAUAAUAGCCCCAGUGGCGGUGGGCCCAUCACCCAGAAAUAUACCUAUGGUGGUGGGCCCAUCGCUCAGAACACUACCUAUGGUGGUGGGCCCAUCGCUCAGAACACUACCUAUGGUGGUGGGCCCAUCGCUCAGAACACUACCUAUGGCGGUCGGCCGAUGGCUGUAUAA